UGGUUCUGGCAAAAUAUGUCAUUCUCCUCAACUUUCUCAAUCAGAACACAACCAACUCUCAAACCCUCUCGAAAAAUGCGUGGCUGGGGUCUUCGCGGAAUGAUUCAAAAUCCACUGCUGUGGCCAAUCUACGCCCUGUGCGCCGCGGACAUGGCCUGGCUGUCGUUCCACAUCGUGCGCACCUCCCUGUACAAUCCGGAUGUCGUUUGGAACCACAACAGCAACCCGGAACCGUGGAACGAUCACCGGGAGAAGCGCUAUCGGCUCUGGGCGGGAACCUACGACUACUCGAAGCGUCCCUGUUUGGCUCCAAUUUUCAAGGACGGUGAUGUCAUUCCGGUUGCGCAACCGGAUGAUGAUUAGGACAUGUG
Messenger RNA from Culex pipiens pallens (northern house mosquito), 371 nucleotides. RefSeq names its product cytochrome c oxidase subunit NDUFA4-like. Bases 16 to 363 code for a protein of 115 amino acids. Lineage: Eukaryota; Metazoa; Arthropoda; Insecta; Diptera; Culicidae. The transcript has 3 exons. The record is from RefSeq and is a predicted model, not a curated record.